Molecule: messenger RNA, 1587 nt
Organism: Symbiodinium natans
Lineage: Eukaryota; Dinophyceae; Suessiales; Symbiodiniaceae
Source: the annotation of a GenBank genome assembly
AUGCAUGGUGCGUGCGAUGCUCUUUUUGUGUCCGUGGAGGGGGGCCUCAGUUACGAGGUUUUCCUGCUAGGCCUCACUGGACUGGAGCCUGACAUCCUUGGACGUCAUGUCGUACCAUCAGAAGCACUGCUGCGGACGUUGCCGAGACUGCGCGACAUGCUGGCACCCCGCAUCUUGGUCCGGGCCAAAAGCAUCCAAGAGUGGCUGCAGGGGCAGCUCCACGCAGAUGACUGCCCAUGCGCAGCUCAUGUGUGGUCUGCCUUGUUGGAUCGCUUGAAGGCACCUCUGCCACCAUGGGAUGAGGUGCAACAGAAAGUCCAAGACUUGCAGCAGCGCUUUCUUCGCCUGGCGCUGGGUGGUCGAGGAGCAGUUCCAUCAACAGACUCGCCACUGAUAGCUGCAGAGAUUGUGGGUUUGCUGAAUGCACUUGGGCUUCGACUUCCGGCGAAGGGCUCGAAGAUGUCCAUGGCGUCUGUUUCGCAGGGUGACUGGGACGUGGAAGACCUGAAGCGCACAGGCCUGGAUCCUGGCCUUGGGCUUCAAGCCCUGUCAAAUGGCAUCAAGGUUAUCGCGGGUUUGCAGCAGCUGCUGAGGGCACGUUAUCCUGGCUCCAUGGUGGGCUCGGUGGAGCUGGGGCGGCAGGAGGAGCUCCUGCUCUGUGCCUUCCGCGAUGCGCGUGGGCCGGGCGGAAGCCGUGCUGUGGCGCCCGUGUGGGAUGAGGACUCGCCAAGCGCCUUUGAGACACCUCAUUGCUCCCCAGUCUGUGCAGGUGCCUCGUCAGUCCCCGUGCCAUGCUCAACGGUGCAACUUUUCCGUGAGACGCAGUUCAAGGGCCGUCAAGACAAAGAAGGCCAGGCCUCUCAAGUCGCCCAAGUCAGCUCCCGCAGAGACUCCUGGACGUCAGCAUCCACUGGGAGACUUCCCAUGCCUUCCUGUUCCGAGUCGGUGCGCGCUGACGAGCUGCUCGAGCUGGAUGCUGAUUUCCUAAGCAGAGGCCAAGGACUCCAAGGACUCCAAGGACUGCCACCAAGCAAGCUGCAGCCACCAAGCUCCUGGCAGAGCAUUCUGUCUGGAAGAACAUCACGGUGGUCCUGCGGAGCAAGCAGCUGCGGCACAAGUCCAGGUAGCCUUGCGAGCUCGAGACGUCGAGGCAGCGAACCGCCAGGGCGGAAGUCAGAUGGAUUCGCAUCGACUCCCAGAGAGACCCCAAGAGUCCCAAGAGUUGGUGCCGCUCGCAGGGACUCGUACUUUGACCGCAUGCGAGCACGGGCGUCGCGGGCGAUAGCUUCGAAAUCGCCAGAUCCAGGCAUCACGGAGGCCGUCAAGCGAGCCCAGCACCGGGCUAGGAGGGCCCAGCAGCAGCAGGCUGAAAAGGAUGCAGCGGAUGCGCAAGCCCGUGCUGGUCCAACUGGCGAACUGGUGCCGCAUGCAACGGCCAGGCUAUUCAAACGCAGAGACGAACGGCUCCAGCGAUUCAUUCAGAGGCAGGAGACCGUAACAGGUGAGUCCGAAGUAUCCAGGCCAUGUCCAGCGCUUACAAGCAUGGAGUCUCCGCAACCUCUGCCGUCUCCGGAGCCGUGCCCCUGA